Messenger RNA from Anisakis simplex (herring worm), 1176 nucleotides. Lineage: Eukaryota; Metazoa; Nematoda; Chromadorea; Rhabditida; Anisakidae. The record is from the annotation of a GenBank genome assembly.
AUGGCUCAAAGACGAAAAGUACCGGAAGGAGAGCUAUGUGCGGUUUGUUCGGAUUUAGCAACUGGUUAUCAUUAUGGUGUUGCAAGUUGUAAUGGAUGGCAAGCAGUAAUAAAACAUUUUUUCGACGUACAAUUGUAUCGGAUCACACGUUUAUAUGCCAAUAUCAAGGCAAUUGCGACGUUAAUAAAAAUAUACGUUGCGCAUGUCGUCAUUGUCGAUUCAAUAAAUGCGUGGCGGUUGGCAUGGACGCAAAAGGGAGGCGUAAACAAUCCAUCAAUGAAAGCCAUUCAAAACGAUCGGGAUCGAAUCGGUCCAACGAAAAAGAUGAAAUUAAGUACACAAAGCUCUGAAGACGAUAGUGCGAUGAUGGUGAAAUCAUCUGAAGAAAAGCUGAUUGAACAUUUGCACACAAUCGAGAAGCAGUGUCUCAGACUGCGUCAGUGCGUCCUGUCUGAGAUAUCUGGCCUGAAAGAUGCAGUCGUCGGGCCGUCACUGGUCUACGAGGUAAACAAUCUCGAAAUUGAUCCAUAUACAAUAAAGGGCGAUUUGUAUAUGGCGAAUAUGAAAGAUAUUCAAAUGUGGAAUAAACGUGAAAUGCGUGUUGCGUUGGAAUGGGCGAAAACUUUCGAUCUUUUUCAACAGCUUAGUAAGGAUGAUCGAGUAGCCCUAAUUAAGAAUUUUGGAUUUACGUUUAAUUUACUGAAUCGAAACUACUAUUCAAUCGAUCAAGAUAACGACAAAAUCGUCCUUCCGAACGGUGCAUAUAUACGACGCCAAGUACAAGACGAAGUAAAACUACCCGGAUGUCGGACAAUCUAUCACCGUCAGAUGGAUGAAAUAAUGAUACCGUUUAGACAGCUACAAGUGACCGUACCAGAAUUUGCGCUUUUUAAAGCCAGCGUCUUCUUCAAUCCAGAUGCUAUUAAUCUUUCACCUGCGGCCAAGUCGCAGAUAUACGCGGAACGUUCCAAAUAUUUAUCGGCACUAUUUUCAUUAAUAACUUCAAAGAAUGGCAUAACGGCGGGUGCACAAAAAUAUGGUAGUCUCCUAAUGAUGGCUUCGUCCGUCCAGAAUAUAAUCGCGCAAAAUGAAGAAAAUAUGCAAGUGAUGGAUUUCUUCGAAGAAAAUUGGAAGAUGGAUAAUUUCGUGAAAGAAGUUUGUUUAAAAGAUCCCUAG